UCUGCUAGAGUUAACCUCGAAAAUUUGCGUGCCGCACUGUGCCGUGAUACCGCGUGAUACGAGCAACUAUUUGUAAGAAGGAAAGGAUUUACAAAUUUAUUAAAAAAAAAAAAUGAAGAGUGCAGUGGCGAUACUUAGGAUCGCGCGAACCGGCGAGUUCGCGGCGAUGUAUCGUGCGUGUUACAGGGGAUACUGCACCGCAGAGCAAAAAAAUGAGAAAACGGUUCAUCCGUACUGCAACAUCCAUCCGUGGAAGUCGGAAUCGGAGUUUGCGAGUAGUGUGCUGAAAAAUGUUCUUUACAACGCAGAUGGUAUAGUCGCAAUAAAUAAACCGUACGGCAUACCUAUAAAGGGUUCAUUCCGGAGAGAAAGUUCUGACCCAUCUAUAAAAAGCUGUCACAAUAUUGUAGGAGCGGUAGAUUAUUCCUUAGAGACUGUUCUGCCAUACCUUGCGAAGCAGUUGGAUGUGCCUACUUUGAUACCAUGCACAGGAUCGGAGAGAUAUAUGUCUGGUGUCUAUAUCUUUGGAACUAAUCCAAGCGUAAGCAACGAAGUUGAAUUUGCGCAAAGACGAGCGAUGCACAUGAAAAAAUUUAAUACGUACUGGGUGAUUACCUCGAGAGUUCCAAGUACCCUCAAAGGACAGUAUCACCUGGGAAUGCAGUACGUGCAUUCGAAAGAUUCCAAGAAGCCGAUCAUCGUGACAAAGUGGAGCAACAACGACGUGAAGAAGCGGGAAGUCAGGAUCCUGAACGUUAACUACAAACUCAUAGCGAAUUCGACGGAAAACCUGAGUUCCCUCAUCGAGAUGUCCGUGUCGACGAAGAGGUGGCACUCCAUCAGAUUGUUCGCCGCCACGAUGCUGUACAGCCCGGUGCUCGGUGAUAAUUAUCACGGCUCGCGGGUGCAAGAGGUCAUGGGCACGUGGAUGAAGGUCGAUCCGUUCGCCGAGAGCUGUUUCGAGAUGCCGACCAUGAAGAAGGAACUGCUGGAGCUGCUGAACCUUCGAAGGAGCCAGCAAGAGAUCAUUCCGUGCCACACCCACUUGAAAAGCGUGUUUUUAGGAUCUUACGGCAGGCAAAGGAAAGAUAUACUGAUAGAAGCACCCCUGAUGCACCCCUUCGAUUGGACCUGUAAACAGCUGAUGUUCAAGAAUGUGCAGGAAGAGACAGAUGCGGCAGUCGCGGAUGAGGCCGAAUCGCUGCGUGACGCAAACGCGCACGUGACAAGCGUGUAAAUUAUGCGUCGAUCAAGUAUUGCGAUUAAGGAUUACGACUGUAAUAAAACUAGCUCUUAAUCUUAAUAAAUGACGUUUAUUUUUGCCUCCUA
This is a messenger RNA of Ooceraea biroi (clonal raider ant), 1329 nucleotides long. Its product is annotated as mitochondrial RNA pseudouridine synthase Rpusd4. Lineage: Eukaryota; Metazoa; Arthropoda; Insecta; Hymenoptera; Formicidae. Gene Ontology annotation, biological process: pseudouridine synthesis. The record is from RefSeq and is a predicted model, not a curated record. Gene Ontology annotation, molecular function: pseudouridine synthase activity; RNA binding.